GGGAGUGAUGAGGGGUCACGUGAUGCCGCAGUGACGUGUCUGGUCAUCUGACACGGAGGAAGAGAAGGAGCUUACUUACUUAGACGCUGUGUGAGAGCGGAGAGCCGGCGACCAUCAUGGCGAGUCAGUCAGCGGGGAUCCAGCAGCUGCUGCAGGCGGAGAAGAGGGCGGCAGAGAGAGUGGCGGAGGCCCGGAAACGAAAGAACAGACGUCUGAAACAAGCCAAGGAGGAGGCCCAGGCUGAGAUUGAGCAGUAUCGGCUGCAGCGCGAGAAGGAGUUCAAAGCUAAAGAGGCUGCAGCUUUGGGCUCUCACGGUAGCUGCAGUGAAGGAGUGGAGAAGGAAACCACCGAGAAGAUCAUCGUCAUACAGGAGAACUAUCAGCAAAACAAGGAGCUGGUUGUAGAGCAGAUACUGUCCCUAGUGUGCGAUAUAAAGCCAGAGAUUCACAUCAACUAUCGUGUAAAUGGUUAAAGCCCCUCACGUGUUCACGGGUCGGCUCGUCUCUCCUCCAUCGCGGACCUUGGCUAUUUAUCGUUCCCGUGCACAUGAGAUGCUUUUUCCUGGAUUUAGCACUGCCCCCAUUGUAGUCUAUGCAAAACUAUAAAUGUAAUGGGUUAAUGGAGCCACGCAUGGCUCUCAGUAGGAUGAUAGAGAUUUUACCACGAGCCUUACACAAGGGGUUAACACGACAUGUGAUUUCUAGUUACUUGAAAGGGGAACCAAAGAUAGGAAUUGCACUGCGGGGGAAAAAAUAAUUUGUCACGUCUUGUAGUUUUGAGGAAGGAGUAUGUCUUAAUCCCGUCUUCCUCAAGAUUUUCUACCAGUUGUCUUUAGUUGGCAUUUGCUCGUCUACCUUUUAAAAUUAAAAUAUUUUCCAUUUUCCUUCA
Hyla sarda is the source of this 889-nucleotide messenger RNA. RefSeq names its product ATPase H+ transporting V1 subunit G1 (gene ATP6V1G1). Gene Ontology annotation, biological process: proton transmembrane transport. The record is from RefSeq and is a predicted model, not a curated record. Gene Ontology annotation, cellular component: vacuolar proton-transporting V-type ATPase complex. The transcript has 3 exons. Bases 117 to 473 code for a protein of 118 amino acids. NCBI's taxonomy places the organism in Eukaryota, Metazoa, Chordata, Amphibia, Anura, Hylidae. Gene Ontology annotation, molecular function: proton-transporting ATPase activity, rotational mechanism.